AUGGAACCAUCCAAACGACGACGCAUACGUACACCGUCACCAGUCUAUAAUCUUGACGAGGAAGAUGACGCAUAUGUGCCAUAUAUCCCAGUACAACAACGACGACAAGAGAAACUCGCUAAGCUGUCGUCUUUGGGCGUGAACUCAGACAAGAGCAAUACAAGAAAAGUGCAAGAAGAGUUGGACGAAAGAGAAGAUGCACAACGGGAAGAAGAGGUCAGGAGAGAAAAGGCGCGAAAGGAGCGAACAUUGUUGUUAGAGGCACAAGAGGUUCACUUGAAGAAAGCAGCGGAAGACUCGAAGAAAACUGCAGGCGAAAAAGCACAAGAAAUUGAUGCCGAGAUCCUUGAAGCUAUCAAGAGUAGACGUAAACUCGCGUCCGAUAUGGAACUAGCGCAAGGAAUACAAUAUACUGAACCUCUGAAGACUAGUUGGAGACCUCCCCGAUAUGUUCGGGAGAGAUCCCCUGAACAAGAUCAAAAACUUCGUGAAAAAUAUCAUAUUGUCGUUGAAGGGGACGAUAUACCACCUCCGAUAGAGCAUUUCCAAGAUAUGAAGAUACCUGAUCCAAUUUUGGAAUACCUACGGUCAAAUCGCAUUGUUAGCCCAACUCCCAUCCAACUCCAAGGAAUUCCUGUGGCCUUUUCAGGACGGGAUAUAAUUGGAAUUGCUUUUACAGGCUCCGGAAAAACGCUAGCAUUUUGCCUUCCUCUCAUUAUGAUGUCCCUUGAGGAAGAAACGAAGCUUCCUUUUGUUCGUGGCGAAGGACCAGUUGGAAUCAUCCUGUGCCCCUCGCGUGAACUUGCCAAUCAAACGUACGACAAUGUUGUGACAUGGUGCUCUGCCUUAGCAAAAGAUGGCAAGUAUCCACAACUCAAUUCACUCCUAUGCAUUGGUGGAAUAUCCAUGAACGAACAAAGUCAUGUUUUCAACAAGGGAAUCCAUAUCGUUGUUGCAACACCCGGUCGCCUAAUUGACAUGCUCGAGAAGAAACGGUUCACGUUCAACAACUGUAAAUACCUCUGCAUGGAUGAAGCCGACAGGAUGAUUGAUCUAGGAUUUGAGGACGAUGUAAGGAACAUCAUGAGUUUCUUUAAGAAUCAACGACAGACCUUACUAUUUUCCGCGACUAUGCCGAAAAAAAUACAAGACUUUGCAAGAGAAUCACUUAUCAAACCCGUAUUGGUCAAUGUCGGCCGUGCAGGUGCUGCUAACCUAGAUGUAUUACAAGUGGUGGAAUACGUCAAGCAAGAAGCCAAAAUGGUCUAUCUCUUGGAAUGUCUGCAGAAAACGCCCCCGCCGGUUAUCAUCUUCAGCGAAAACAAAAAUGAAGUUGACGAUAUUCAGGAAUAUCUUUUGUUAAAAGGAGUGGAAGCCGUUGCCAUACAUGGGUCUAAAUCCCAAGAAGAGCGUCGUUAUGCAAUCACCUCUUUCAAAUCAGGAGCAAAAGAUGUCAUGGUAGCAUCUGGAGUAGCAUCUAAAGGUCUUGAUUUCAACGACAUUCAGCAUGUCAUUAUCUAUUCCAUGCCAAAGGAAAUCGAGGACUACGUCCAUCAAAUCGGACGAACAGGAAGAAGCGGUAAAACGGGAAUAGCCACAACUUUUGUUAACAUGAACACACCAGAGCAAACACUCCUAGAUUUAAAAUACCUUUUAAUGGAAGCAGGCCAAAAAGUACCGCCAUUCUUGUCCACCAUCGAAGACCCAAGGGCUGCUCAAAUUCGUUCAGGCUCAAUUACUGGAUGUCCUGUUUGUGGAGGGUUGGGUCACGGCAUCUCCAACUGCCCCAAGCUGGAAGAUGCUCAGCGUAGGCAGAUGGCAUCCCACCGAACUGCAGACGAUGGAGGAGGGUAUUAA
Messenger RNA from Psilocybe cubensis, 1857 nucleotides. RefSeq lists its product as uncharacterized. Lineage: Eukaryota; Fungi; Basidiomycota; Agaricomycetes; Agaricales; Agrocybaceae. The record is from RefSeq and is a predicted model, not a curated record. Gene Ontology annotation, molecular function: ATP binding; RNA helicase activity; RNA binding. The coding region runs from base 1 to 1857 and encodes 618 amino acids. Gene Ontology annotation, cellular component: spliceosomal complex. The transcript is spliced from 10 exons. Gene Ontology annotation, biological process: mRNA splicing, via spliceosome.